GGGUGUGUGCCCCGCAGAAGUCGGGCAGCAGUUCCUGGUUUGCGUGGUUACGCUAGAGAGCAGCUGACCUUGUCCCGUAGAUGGCGCGAGUUAUGGGCGGCCGACCUUACCCCGGGGAUGGCGCUGGUCGUGGGCGGCCGAUCUUACCCCGGGGAUGGCGCUGGUUGUGGUCAUCACCUGAUUUCUCUAGACUUCUCCCUGCUGGGACGAGGAGUCAGCUCCCAGGCCAACUGGAUUAUCAGGGCACUUUGGAGCCGCCAUCCAGGCCUUGAGCCUCAGCCUUGGCUGCAGUAUUUGUAGAUUUGCAUUUAGAAACUUGAUGUGGCUGAGACUGCAGCCCAGGAGGCUGUGGCCUGCAGCAGCCGCCCACCCAUCUGCCCGCACCCUCGUGGGUCUGGCUCCUCCUGCCACGUGGUUCCUCCUGCGAUGUGUUUGCGUGAUUUUUUUUAUUGCGGCCUCUGACUUUCUUUUGUCUCUUCAGUCAUCUAAAGAGAUUUUUGAAAGGAAAAUGGUCCAGUGUGUGCUGUGCACACCGUAGCCCAGGGCCCAAGAGGAGCGUCUUGUGAAGGAGCUGUACUUGCUGGCUCAGAUCCCUUCUCUGAGUGACUCCUGGCACAGCAGAGCAGGCCUCAGCCCCCCCACAGGAGCCUCCAGCCAGCCCUGCGUCGGGGCGUGAGCGCGCUUUAGCUCGCAGCAGUUGGCGGAGGGGUCCUUGUGAAAUCUCCUCUGGCUCCCUGUCCCGAGGCACCUGUGUGUGUCUUGAGUAUUUCCUCUUCAUCCUCCAUGUGUCCCUGACAGCUGAACGUGCAAGCCAGCUUCUGUCUGCCAAGAGAGAAGGGCGGGAUUCGCCCCAUGAGCUCGGUCUUUCUUCAUUUGACACCAACAGUCUCUGCCACUAGUUCUAAUGCUUGCAUUUCUGUGUUCUGCUUUUUAAUGUUUUUGUAAGAGAAGAGCAAAAUCAGCCAGAUUGUUUGCCCAGACACUUUGCUCUGUGGAUACAGAUGCUUUGGCCGGCAGAGAGCACCACUGCUCACUGGCUCUCAGCGUCUGUCAGCAGGCAGAAGCCGUUUCCCUAUCUGGAAGGCACGUCUGGGUGUCCACACAGCACGACCAAUAGUGUGCAGCAUGCAGAGCUGGGCCGGGAGAAGGCCCAGCCAUGCCCAGCUGCCCCCCGCCCCGCCUCCCUGGCCUUGGGCCUGAGAGGGUACCUGUCCUGGCUUAGUCACCCGGAAACCAAAAUCCUUUGCAGCUUCCAGAAUUCUCCAGUACAGGAGGAGAAGCUGUCCACGUUCAGAGCCGCUUUAGACGGUUUGCCCGUCACCGGCAUUCCUGGACCUGGAAACGGGCGCCCCAGCCAGGCCGGGGACCACUGUAUGCCCAGAAUUCUCCUCCCGUCCUUUUUCCCCUUGCCCGGCUCACAGCUGCCCCGGGAAGAAGGGAGCCGGCCACAAGGCGCAGCCCAAGCCAGGCUGGGGGCCGUGACCAUCGGCAGUGCCCCCCAGAGCAGGCUCCUCGUGCAGGAACAUGGGUCAGUGCCUUCCAGGGAGUCCUUUUUUUCUUCUGGUUUCUAAGUGGCCACCUCUUGCUUUACCUCAGAUAGAAGCAUCCAGAAUGCUGUAGUAUCAGCAUAAGCAGAAGCCGGUGUGGUGCUUGCUCAGGGUCGGUGCACACAGUUCUGCCCAUGGCCCCGCUGGCGGCAGCGUGAGGCUGGGUGUGUCUGGGAGCUUGUUUUUCCAGAGUGCCCUGUGCCAGACGGCUCCUGGCCUCGUCUGAGUCAGUCACGGCCCUGCAGGACUGGAACUAGGGUGGCUGGUCACAGAGUCAGUGGUCCUGUCGAGGCCCCUGCUGUGGCGUUGGGGUGGAUCUCCCUCCAGAACCUUCACUGUGCAGGGAGCACAGCAAAACCCGAGGCCUGCCGAUGGCCUGCAGGCUGACGGAAGGCGGGGGCACUUUCUCUCUUGGGUGCAGGCUUUUCCCUCCUGGUGCCCUGCCUCUGUGCAGCCCGAUGGCGUCUCCUGUGGGGGGAGGGCCUGUGUGCCAGGCUAAUGAGAUGCCCGGAUGUGGUGGGGCUGGCUGUGUUUGGGGUCCCUGGCUGUGGUGCCUUCUGAAGAGGAACCCUUUUCUGUGGUUAACUGAGCGGCCAGCCCUUUGCGUUCUUGGCUGGCCUUCCCGUCCUGGCAACACCAAGGUCAUUCCGGUCCUCAGUGGCGUUGCUGUGUCUCUUUAUCACCUGCACUGCAAUUGUUUUUUGUUUGUUUGUUUUGAGGGGGAUGGCGCCUCGCUCUGUCAUCCAUCUAGGCAGGAGUGCAGUGGUGCAAUCAUGGCUUACUGCAGCCUUGACCACCCGGGCUCAAGCAGUCCUCCCACACCUCAGCCUCCUGAGUAGCUGGGACCACAGGUGCACGCCACCAUGCCCAGCUAAUUUUUGUGUUUUUUGUAGAGACAAGGUCUCACUAUGUUGCCCAGGCCAGUCUCAAACUCAUGAGCUCAAGCGAUCCUCCCACCUCAGCCUUCCAAAGGGCUGAGAUUACAGGUGUGAGCCCCUGAGCCUGGUCUGCACUGCUGUUUACUUACUAUUUUUCUUUAACUAGAUUUAUUUUUAAACAAGGCUUUGUCCAAGGACAUUUGGCUCGCAGGCACAGAGCUGAUUAACUGGUUGUGUAUCUUUUGAUAAUAAGGCGGUGAUAAUUAAGAAAAAUGUGUAGCCGAUGAAAUAACAUGUUCUGGGCCCCACCACUGGACCUGGGAGGUGCAGCGCGUCCCAGCAGAGGCCGCCUCCUGCCCUCCACGCCUGCUGUUCUCGCAGGCAGGGGCUCUGCUGCUUAUAGCAGUGCAGCCGUCUCAGCUUCUUUCCACAUCGUCUGUCGCGCACUGGUCCCCACCAUGCCUCUCGCCACCCCAUGCCUCUGUCCCUGUGCAGCCUGAGGAGCUCCAGCUUUCCCUGCCAACGGUGCUCUGGGAGUGGGGACGUGAUGCAGGGCGAGCAUGAUGCAAUGGAGCACCCCAGACCCUUCCCUCCCGUAGGGGAAGGGGUGCGGCACGCAGAGGGGCAGAGAGCAGGGACACUGGCCCCGUGGGGGAAGAAGCUGCUGUCACAGCCGUUACUGUCCCCUGUGGGACCCCAGCCUAGAGCCCCCAUCCUUCGGCUCCUGCCUGUGGCCGCUCAGCUCUCAGGUGGCCACUUGCACAUCCCCUGCUCCUUCCCUCACACCUGCCCUGCCCAGCGGCCUUUCUGGUCCCAGCUGCUGAAACCUGUGAGCUGCUCCAGGGUACAUGUCCCAGAGCAAGCACGCGGAGGCCCGGGAGCUCAUGUACUCAGGAGCCCUGCUCUUCUUCAGCCAUGGCCAGCAAAACAGCGCAGCAGACUUGUCCAUGCUGGUCCUGGAGUCCCUGGAGAAGGCAGAAGUGGAGGUGGCUGACGAGCUGCUGGAAAAUCUGGCUAAAGUGUUCAGCCUGAUGGACCCCAACUCUCCUGAGCGCGUGGCCUUUGUGUCCAGAGCCCUGAAGUGGUCCAGCGGGGGCUCCGGGAAGCUGGGCCACCCCCGGUUGCACCAGCUGCUGGCCCUCACCCUGUGGAAAGAGCAAAACUAUUGUGAGUCGCGGUAUCAUUUUCUGCACUCAGCGGACGGGGAGGGCUGUGCCAACAUGCUGGUGGAGUAUUCCACGUCCCGCGGCUUCCGCAGCGAGGUGGACAUGUUCGUGGCCCAGGCUGUGCUACAGUUUCUCUGUUUAAAAAACAAAAGUAGCGCGUCGGUGGUCUUCACGACGUACACCCAGAAGCACCCGUCCAUCGAGGACGGGCCUCCGUUUGUGGAGCCGCUGCUCAACUUCAUCUGGUUCCUGCUGCUGGCUGUGGACGGUGGGAAGCUGACGGUGUUCACUGUGCUGUGUGAGCAGUACCAGCCAUCCCUCCGGCGGGACCCGAUGUACAACGAGUACCUCGACCGCAUAGGACAGCUGUUCUUUGGCGUCCCGCCCAAGCAGACGUCUUCCUACGGGGGCCUGCUCGGGAACCUUCUGAGCAGCCUCAUGGGCUCCUCAGAGCAGGAGGAGGGGGAGGAGAGCCCCAGCGAUGGCAGCCCCAUCGAGCUGGACUGAACUGGCCGGGCCACGUGGAGACACCACGGUCAACGACGGCUCGAGGGACGUUUCAGAGGCGAGUCCUGGGUGGCUCCUCGCCUGGGGGCUCCUGGCCCUGAGGCUGGCGGUGGCCACAUGCCGGCGCGUGUCUGUUUCUGUGCGGCGGCUCAGGGUGGCGCGGCUGCAGGUCGCUGUGCUGCUGGGACCCAAGAGUGGGGCGUCGCCCCUGCUGGCCGCCGUGUCCCCCGAGAUUGACCCACAAUAAAGCACAGGCCUUACCGCGGCGUCACCCUCUCCCACUCCUUUGUUCUGGGUCCUUUCGGGAGGGCUGAUGGGCGGUACAGGAGGCCCGUCCUCAGGGGGGCUGGGCACAUUACGCUCCUUGCCAGGUGUCCAGCACAGUUGCGGUCACCAAAGCAGGUGCUGGCCCUUGGACCUGAGAGCCCAGCCAGGGCCCACGUGGUCUGCAAAUGGGAGCGGCUGUUUUUGAACACGGGGUCACUCUGCAGUCACGACGAACUGGUCCCCGUCGCAGACGGAGUGCAUGUGCCCUGUGCCACAUCCUCAUGCUCGGUGGAGGGACGCGUGCGGCAGGAUGGUGCCCACGGGUACUUGCAGCUGUGUCCCAUGUGGCAUCCCAGAGCUGCACCCUGCUGGUCUCUGUGAGCGCCACGCUGCUGGAAAUGCCGCUUUAAAAAGGGAUACGGUGGGACUCUGCCUGUCUCUUUCAUAACGCAAUAUUUAUUUGUAUUGGGUGAUUGAUUCUUUUGACCUAACAUUUUAGGUUUUAACCAAAUAACCGGUCCAGGAGUGAGCAGCUCCGUUCUGUCACAGAUGCUACUCCAGAUGUUACCAGAACAAUGACAAAAGGGGAGACGCUCUAUUUUUUCACAGUUAAAUGACAGUUGUAGAUUGAUAUGCAGUUGUGCAUGGGAAGGGGAAACGCACAGCUUUAUUUACUGUAAAGUGGAAUUUAAGGAAGGCUUGUGUGAACCGUUGCGCAUAAAUAAACCCUUUCUACCGGGC
Messenger RNA from Symphalangus syndactylus (siamang), 5106 nucleotides. RefSeq names its product guided entry of tail-anchored proteins factor 4 (gene GET4). Gene Ontology annotation, biological process: protein insertion into ER membrane. NCBI's taxonomy places the organism in Eukaryota, Metazoa, Chordata, Mammalia, Primates, Hylobatidae. Gene Ontology annotation, cellular component: BAT3 complex; cytosol. The record is from RefSeq and is a predicted model, not a curated record. Gene Ontology annotation, molecular function: protein binding.